Messenger RNA from Aphidius gifuensis, 1199 nucleotides. RefSeq lists its product as uncharacterized. NCBI's taxonomy places the organism in Eukaryota, Metazoa, Arthropoda, Insecta, Hymenoptera, Braconidae. The record is from RefSeq and is a predicted model, not a curated record. Bases 148 to 1185 code for a protein of 345 amino acids. The transcript is spliced from 7 exons.
GAUUCUUUUGUCUUAAUUUUUCGUAUUUUUUAUCCAAAUUGUAACACGGCCAAGUAACUGUCUUUUUCUCACGUUGUCUAACAAUUCAUCAAAACAAAAAAUUUAUAUAUUGUUUAAAAAAUUAGUAUUGUUAAAAAACAGUAAAAAAUGAGUGCAAUUUUAAGAAAUACAUUGCGUUUUGUUAGCACAGCAAAAUAUCUACAAACUAUGCCACACAUGAGUUAUCGUUUGAAUGAUUCAAUGGCAUUAAAUGGAUCGAAUUAUCUUCAAUGUCAUGAAUCGAAAAGAUUGUAUCAAACUCAAGGUAUCAACAGUUGGGUUUAUGAGAAAACCGUAAUAACUUCAGUAAACAAAAUAUUAUCAGUAUUUACUGGUAAAGAAAGAAAAUCCUCAGAUGUUGGUAAUUUUAUUGUAUCACUUAGCAAUCGUGAACAAUCAUUAGUAACACCAGCACCAUGGUUUGGACAAUUCAUAGGACAAAGGACAAGAUUUUUUUUGCCUCCUACAUUCAGCACUAAGCAUAAUGGAGCAAAGAUUGAACAAAAAUAUUCAAAUAGAAUUGCUGUUGAAGAAGAAAAAACAUCAUAUGAAUUUGGUAAACUGAAUAUAUCACUUGAUGGUGGUGAAUUAAAAUUCAAAGUAAAAGAUAGUGAUGAAACUUUUAUUUUGAAACACGCAGUUCACGUUGAAGCUCACAAUAACCCAUCUAAAACUUUGAAGGAUGGUGGUACGAAACCAGUUUCAAUGCAUCUUUCUUCUAUUUGUCAUAAUGCUAAAAUAAUAUCAAAAACAGAAUCGGACGAAUCGGACUUACGAACAACUGCUUAUCCAAAUGAAUAUAAAUGGAUAAAACUACAAUUUCCAAUGACUGUGUCAUUCGAAGGAGCUCGACAAGAAGUAAAAAUAGACAAUCGUGAUGAUAAUCUAAUUGUCUAUCACACAGUUGACAUUCAAGCCUACAAAGAAUUGUAUGGAAAAUUAAACAAUGAAACUGCUGAUAGAAAUGAAAAUAGAAAAUCAGAAGUUGGUGAAAUUCAGAUACAACUUGAAAGUGGUGAUCUAUUUAUUGAAGCACGAGAACCUUGUGAUAAAAGUAUAUACAUGAAGCACGAUGUCCACAUUUUAGUUAACUUGGAUAAUAGAGUACCAUUUAUAGCUGUUAAGCCUCAUGUAGAAGUACGUUAGAAAUGAUGAUGAAA